Messenger RNA from Motacilla alba alba, 3118 nucleotides. It is a transcript of the gene SYT12, whose product is annotated as synaptotagmin 12. The transcript is spliced from 8 exons. Gene Ontology annotation, molecular function: clathrin binding; calcium ion binding; phosphatidylserine binding. The record is from RefSeq and is a predicted model, not a curated record. The coding region runs from base 585 to 1853 and encodes 422 amino acids. Gene Ontology annotation, biological process: calcium-ion regulated exocytosis; regulation of calcium ion-dependent exocytosis; cellular response to calcium ion. Lineage: Eukaryota; Metazoa; Chordata; Aves; Passeriformes; Motacillidae.
CAGAGACCGCCCAGCUCAUGGCACGGGUGAGCGGCGGCUCCGCCCCGGGCUGGGCUGGGCGAGGGAGCGGAGCCGCUCCCGGUCCCGCACCGCCGGGGAGCAUCCCGCCUGCGGGGGGCAUCGGGAUCCAUCCCGGAUCCAUCCCGGGGCUAGCCUCCGGAGCCGCAGGGACCCCCGGGGAGCGUCCCGGGCUUGGGGACACCCGUGGAUCCCGGGGCUGAGCUGGGGACCCCCGGGCGGCGCGGGGGGCUCUGCCCGGUCCCCACCGCCGGGCGGGCGGGCCCCGGGGGUCGCAGGGUCCCCUCUGCCCCGCGGGAGCGGACACAGCUCGGCGGAUGCCGGGGCCGCCCGGGGGUCCCCGCAGAUCCCUGAGGAUUUGUAGCUGUCCAGCUCCUGCCCGUGGCUGAGAGGCUUCGGCGCGUUUGCUCAGCGAGAGGAGCCAAGGCCGGGAGCGAUGGAGGGGGAGAAGUGACGGAGCGUCCCUGCUGGAAAAUCACGAAGCAUUCGGGUUUUGAGUUCUCCCCCUUCAUCCUAACGCCGUGUCUCGCGCAUUCCAGGCUGUCCCCUCGCAGGGAGCGUUUGCCAUGGACACUGGGCACGUCAGCAGGUCCCGCUUCAGUGUGGCCUCCAGCCCGCCGCGGUGGGAGAUCGGGCUGUACGCCGCCGGCGCCUUGGCGCUGCUGGGAAUCGCAGCCAUCAACCUGUGGAAGCUGUGGCGCUCCGGGAGCUACCCGGCCCCUUCCCCCUUCCCCAACUAUGACUACCGCUACCUGGAGCAGAAGUACGGAGCGGCGUGCCCGGACAUCAGGAACAAGCGAGGGAUGACCCCGGGCUCGCAGCGGGCGCCAGGCAGGAGCUCCUCGUCCCGCAAGAGCAGCCUGAGGGCAGAGGACACCUUGGAGAGCAUCCAGGAGCUGGGCAGCCUGGAGCUGAUGGGCAGAGACCUGGGCCUGGCCCACUGCGGCCCCCUGCGGAAAUCCAUCUCGGCCGACUCGCUCAACUCCAUCUCGUCCAUCGGGAACAACUUCGGGCAGGAUUUCACGGUGGGGCAGGUGGAGGUGUCCAUGGAGUACGACGGGAGGGCGGCCGCCCUGCACGUCACGCUGCUGCAGGGCAAGGACCUGCUGGAGAAGGAGGACGCGCGCUUCGAGUCCUGCUUCAUGCGGAUCAGCCUCCUCCCGGCCGAGCAGAUCGUCGGCAUCUCCCGGAUCCAGAGGAGCUCCUACUCCGUGGCCUUCGACGAGCGCUUCUCGGUGCCGCUGGACCCGGCGGCGCUGGAGGAGAACAGCCUGCGCUUCUCCGUCUUCGGCGUGGACGAGGACGAGCGCAGCGUCAGCACCGGCGUGGCCGAGCUCAAGCUCUCCGACCUGGACCUGGCCUCGCGCCCCUUCAACGCCUGGCUCUACCUGCAGGACACCAACAAGGCGGUGGACACGGUGGGGGAGAUCCUGCUCUCCCUGAGUUACCUGCCCACGGCCGAGCGGCUCACGGUGGUGGUGGUCAAAGCCAAGAACCUGGUGUGGAGCAAUGGGAAGGCGACCGCAGAUCCCUUCGUCAAGGUGUACUUGCUGCAGGACGGGAGGAAGAUCAGCAAGAAGAAGACAGCGGUGAAGAGGGGAGACACCAACCCCGUGUUCAACGAGGCCAUGAUCUUCUCCGUGCCCGCCAUCGUGCUCCAGGAGCUGUCCCUGCGCGUGACGGUGGCCGAGAGCGGCGAGGACGGGCGCGGUGACAACACGGGCCACGUGCUGAUCGGGCCGGCGGCCAGCGGCAUGGGCACCACGCACUGGAACCAGAUGCUGGCCACGCUCCGCAAGCCCGUCUCCAUGUGGCACCCGCUGCGCAGGAAUUAGGAUCCCCGGAUGCUGGGGACAGCGGGCCCGGAGAAGGGACUUGGUGGCACCCACAAGGCCGAGCUGCUGAGGGGCCCAAAACACCCGGAGCACGGAGAGAGCGGCUCCGUGGGCACAUUCCGGGUCACCCCCGCAUGCGCCGGGCCAGAGCUGCCAGCAAGGAGCCAAAUGGACCAAAACCAGCAGGAACCUCCCCGAAGCGCGGCUCCCGAGCGUUCCGCGUGCUCCCACCGGCCUCGAAAUCCGCGGAAUCCUCAAACGGGGACUGGGAGAGGGGGGGAUUCCUUUGGAAAGUGGUUUUCGGGUGGGAAUCGUGAGGGGGGGUGACAAAAGCCAGCCUGGUGUGGGUGGUGAUCCUGAGGGGAUUUUUUGUAGUGACUUUGGUGCGUUGUGCCAGGGUUGGAAUGUUUCCAGUGAGAAUGGAAAAAGGGAGCAAUAACAGCAGAAAAUCAAUUGUUACAUGCGGCUCCUCCUCCCAUCUGUUCCCCCACACAGUGAAUCCCUGCCUGUCUCCACUGGCUGCAGAGGCAGGGAUUGGUUUCCAACCACCUGGUUUCCAACCUCUUGGGUUUGAGGUCAGAUCCACACUGGGAAUCAUCCCCUAAAGGUCCAGUAGGAUCAGGGGCUGCUUUUCCCACCCCAGCCACUUUUCCAAGCCAAACUCACCCUCAGAGUGCUCAGGACAGCACUCCAAAUUCCUGCUCCUGAACGCAACUCUCACAACUGGGGAUUGUUUUUUCCAGCCCCUCAUCCUGGACUUGGGCUGUGACUUAGCCUAUAACUUGUUUUAUCCAAGAUUUGGGCAGAGAGAGGAACAUCUUGGCCUUGUGACCCAAGGCAGGUGGGAAAGGUCCCUAAUUUUAAGAUUUUUAAGUCCAACUCCUGUUUCAGAAGGAAGGCAGAGGAAAAUCCUGUGUGGAUCCUGUCUGCUGGUGGGCUCUGGCCCAAGCCAGUUUUGGGAUUUUUGGGGAGCCAAUUCCCACUCUGGUUUGUGGAGGGUGGUGGAGCCCCUCAUGGCACAAGCUGGAGAGCAGAGGAUGCACUGGGGCCACAUCCCUCCUUGCCUGGAGCCUUGGCUGUUCCCUGCCUGCAGGAUGCUGGUGGGAAGCCAGGCUGGGAAAUCUGGGGGUGUCUGGGACCCCGUGCCAUGGAAUUGGCACCACAGGAUAAGCAUGGGCUGGGAUGUGGCUGCUCGGAUGAUUUCAGCAGGGAAAAAGCUGUGAAGGAGCCAUUUAUCUGUUUCUCCCUGAUUAAAAAGUAACUCC